Pomacea canaliculata is the source of this 2515-nucleotide messenger RNA. Its product is annotated as cAMP-dependent protein kinase type II regulatory subunit-like. Gene Ontology annotation, cellular component: cAMP-dependent protein kinase complex. Gene Ontology annotation, molecular function: cAMP-dependent protein kinase regulator activity. The transcript is spliced from 3 exons. NCBI's taxonomy places the organism in Eukaryota, Metazoa, Mollusca, Gastropoda, Architaenioglossa, Ampullariidae. Gene Ontology annotation, biological process: regulation of protein phosphorylation. Bases 369 to 1478 code for a protein of 369 amino acids. The record is from RefSeq and is a predicted model, not a curated record.
CAUAAUGGCGGACACCGCCGCGCCGGGCCUGGAGAGAAAGCCUUUACUUGUUUAUCACAGACCACUGUGGCGGUGCCAGGAAGAGAGGUAUAAGACUUGGAUGACGUACACCACGCGAGCGAGAGGUCAAGUCCGAGAAUUUCCUCGGCCUUGACCUGACCGAAUCGACCAGGACCGACCUGCUCUGGCAGCGGACGAGUUGCCACUUGAGCUGGCGAGGUCUUACAUCGCAUUGUUUCCUCUGAACGCGAAGGGGGGAGAAAAAGAGGAAAGGAAAAAAAAAAAAAAGAAACAAAAGGAGAGAAAAAAAAGCCACUCCACCACACCCACUGCGAAGAGGGACGACUGCGCGUGGAGGGAGCGUGUCCAUGGAUCUGAGGAUACCGCCGGGGUUAGGCGAGCUGCUGCGAGACUUCACCGUGGCCGUGCUGCGGGAAAAGCCGGAGCGUCUGGUGGACUUCGCUGCCGACUACUUCGCCAACAUGCGCAACUCGUCGAAGACGAAGGCCGUGCCGAUGUACAUCAUCGUCGACGACGACGAGGAGGCGGGCGAGCCGGACCCCGAGUCACUGCGCCUCAAGUCCGGUGCCAAGAGCACGCGCUACGCUCGCCGCACCUCCGUGUCCGCCGAGCGCUACGACCCGGAAGCAGACGACGAGGAGGAGGUGAAGGUCGUUCAUCCCAAGACGGACCAGCAGAAGUCACGACUGUCGCAAGCCAUCUCUCACAUUUUGCUGUUCAGGUCACUGGACUCAGACCAGGUAGCCGAUGUCAUUGACGCCAUGUUCGAGAAGCGGGUACAGGCUGGCGACAUCGUCAUCAAGAAAGGAGACGAUGGCGAUAAUUUCUACGUCAUCGAUUCCGGGGUCUACAGUGUCGUCAUCGACAGCAACGGGCAGGAAAAAACGGUGCACACGUUCGACAACAGCGGCAGUUUUGGCGAGCUGGCCCUCAUGUACAACAUGCCUCGCUCUGCAACGGUUCGGGCCGAACGGGCCGGCUCCCUGUGGGCCAUGGAUCGGGUCAGCUUCCGGCGCAUCGUGCUGAAGGCCGCCUUCAAGAAGCGGCGCAUGUACGAAGAACUUCUGGAGCACGUGCCGAUGCUCAAGACCCUCGAGGCCUACGAACGCAUGAGCCUGGCCGACGCCCUGCACUCCAAGGUCUUCGCCGAUGGUGAUGUCAUCAUCGAGCAGGGGGAGGAGGCGGACGGGAUGUACUUCAUCGAAGACGGCAGCGUCCGCAUCACCUUGCGGAAGGACAGCGGCGCGGAGGAGACGGUCAGCCGCCUGACCAAGGGCAAGUACUUCGGAGAGCUGGCCCUCAUCGAGAACAAGCCCCGCUCGGCCAACGUCAUCGCCGAGGGCAAGGUGAAGGUGGCUUUCCUGGAGCGCGAGUCCUUCGAGAGGCUUCUGGGUCCUUGUCUGGAACUCAUGAAGAGAAAUUCGGACGUGUAUAAGAUUUACGCCAAGGGCAAGUAACGCACAUUGUUCUGAAUGACCAGCUUGACAGUUUUCGCGGAAUGCUGGAAUCUUGUUCGCUAAUUUUUUGUGUUGAUGAGACUAAAGCUCGUGUUGUUGCAAGUGUUCGCAUCUUUGGUGAAACUCUUUGGAGCUUUGGACGAGGUUGUAAAUUUUCCCAAAACAAGCGCUGCGAAAGAAGAUGGGCAGCGUCGUUUGAGUUACCAUUCCUUUUGAACCAUGCGACAUGUUGUGUCUUGGUUGAUUAAAGGUGCUUUGAAAAUCAUGACAUGGUUAGAUUCAAUUGACGUCUGCAGGUUUCGCACAGAAAAAUAAAUAAGAGGUCAGCAUCGAAAGCGGUCAAUUACUUCAGAUUUACACACCACGAAAUUUAUUAUUCCUGGAAGAUAUAACAUUGAAAAAAAUCUCAGCCUGAUGUGGAUGAUGCAUUGAAGUGUGCACAUCUUUAGUUUGUAAUUUCUGAGAAUUCCGAUUCCUUGAGUACUUUGCCCAAAAGUAUGCCUAUGCCAGUCUAUAAUAUAAAUUUGAGCCAUGAAUCUACCUGUACAAUUUCAUCCUCCCCAUACACUUGUCAUCCCACCUGAAAAAAGUGGACAGGCAGAGAGACAAAAAGAAAGAAUUAAUGGACUCGAUUAUGAAAGACAACUCAUCAAAGACACAAUUCUAAACACACUACAGGAUAUGAACAUAAGUCCAGGUUUUGUUGUCUCCGUGUAUCGUACAUCUGUUAAGAACCAGCGUUAUUUAGAGGUAAAAAACAUAUUAAAAUAAACCAUUAAAUGAACAUCCGGUCAUAUUCCUGACUGUGUAGAUGGGUUUGUUAAAUGUCAUUUGUUCAAAGAUCUUCAGGGGCCGCAUUUGCUGAAAUUAAUUUACAGGGAUAUAAAAUACUGAUAGCUAGCUAGCUGUUUGAUGUGACCGUUCAGACAUGCUACUGACCUGACCCAAUGAUUUGGCACUGCCUACAGCUCAAGAUUGUAUGAUUAUUUAUAUUUUGUGGAAUCCUUUGUGCGAUAUAAUCCAAAAUAGUGCAUUGG